Molecule: messenger RNA, 2097 nt
Organism: Aphidius gifuensis
Lineage: Eukaryota; Metazoa; Arthropoda; Insecta; Hymenoptera; Braconidae
Gene: Hph
Exons: 4
Coding region: 477-2018 (513 amino acids)
Biological process (GO): peptidyl-proline hydroxylation to 4-hydroxy-L-proline; cellular response to hypoxia
Cellular component (GO): cytoplasm; nucleus
Molecular function (GO): peptidyl-proline 4-dioxygenase activity; ferrous iron binding; L-ascorbic acid binding
Source: RefSeq, a predicted model, not a curated record
GAGAGAGAAAGAGAGACAAAUAAUCGCAAGGUCGUUUAAUAGAAAUGCUGAAUUAUUUUUCUUCUAAUUGCACACGUACGUCAAGUAAAUAAUAUCAAUACACAUAAACAACAAUGCAAAUAAUUAAAAAUAAUAAUCGUCUCAAUAAAAAAACACAUUUUAAAAAUAUUUACAUUAUUAAUAAUAAAUUCGUCAAAGAAUCGAGGUAAACAAUCAUGUCUCUUUAAAAAUACAAAAGUGAUAAAAACCUAAAAAAAAUUAAACAAAAAAAAAAAAAUAAUAACAACAAUAGAUAUUUAUAUUUUCUGUGCAAAAAUAAAAAUUUUCAUUUUAAAAUAUUCAACAAUUAAUAAAGACGUAGUUUAAUUUCCGUGUGUGUUUUUAUUUUCUAAAUUAAAAAUAGUGAUAUAUAAAAAGAUGUCGUCCAACUCAGUGUAUAAAAACUGAAAAAAAAAAAAAAAAAAAAGAAAAGAAAUAUGUCUACUACUCCGUUGUCCGUCCCAUUAGUCAACGUCAGUCUUGCGCAGUCACUCAGUGUUAGUGGUGUGUCUGACUUGAAUAAUCAAAAAUGUGUAAUUUGUAAAAGAGUUGAUAAUUUAUUAAGAUGUUCACGUUGUAAAAAAGUUGUAUAUUGUACCAAAGAACAUCAAAAAUUAGACUGGAAAAAUCAUAAAAAAUAUUGUCGUGAACAAAAGUUAUUAUUAUCAUCCUCAUCAUCAUCAUCAUCUUCCUCAUCAUCAUCGUCAUCUUCAUCAUCAUUAACUGUAAAAAAAAAUGAUAUUAAAAAUUCUAGUGAUAUUAAUAAUCAGAUAAAUGUAUUGAAUACAUCAUUAUAUCUUAACAAAAGAAUUGAUCCACUUUCUAAUUUAAGUAAAAAUAAUAUUGCAACUGAAUUAGAAAAUAUUGAGGCAUCAUCUAGUCCAGUGACAAACUCACAACGUCACACUGAAACAAAAAUUGUUAAUACUGGUGCAACAUCAAUUGACAAAGAUACAAAAACAUCAAAAUUAAAAAUAAAUAAUAAUUGGAUAACACCAAUAACAUAUGAAGGAAGUUCUGAAGAUAUAAUACUUGGUACUAGAGCUGAAUUAUUAAAUCCAAUACAAGAUAAUAAUAAUAAAAAUAAUAUAAUUGUAUCUGAUACAUCAUUACAACAACAUCACGACGAAAUGAAAACAUUUCCAGAAAUAAAAUUUGUUGAUAAUUGUGAUGGUAAUGAUGAUGAUGAUUAUUUACCACCAUUUUUACAUCGUAAUCGUUUAAAUAUUGAUGAAUUUAUUAUUGAUGAUAUAUGCCGUAAUGUUAUUAAAGACAUGGAUGAAUUUGGUGUUUGUGUUGUUGAUAAUUUUCUUGGUAUUGAUAGAGGUUGUACAGUGUUAAAUGAAGUACUUGAUAUGUAUAGUGCUGGUAUGUUUAAAGAUGGACAAUUGGUAUCAAAUAAAGCAAGUGUUAAUGAUUUAAAAACAAUUCGUGGUGAUCAAAUAACUUGGAUUGAUGGUAAAGAAAAACAAUGUAUUAAUAUUGGUAUGCUUAUAUCACAAGUUGAUGCUAUUAUUAUGAGAGCUAAUAAAAUGAAAAAUAAUGGAAAAAUGGGAAAUUAUACAAUCAAUGGAAGAACAAAGGCAAUGGUGGCGUGUUACCCUGGACAUGGAUCACACUACGUUAAACAUGUUGACAAUCCAAAUCGUGAUGGAAGAUGUAUAACAGCUAUUUAUUAUUUAAACAUUAAUUGGGAUAUCAAGAAAAAUGGUGGAUUAUUAAGGAUAUUUCCGGAAGGUUGGCGGGACCAAGUAGCGGAUAUUGAGCCUUUAUUUGAUAGAAUAUUAUUUUUCUGGUCAGACAGAAGAAAUCCUCACGAGGUACAGCCAGCAUUUGAAACAAGAUAUGCCAUAACACUAUGGUAUUUUGAUGCUGAAGAAAGAAGUCAAGCAUGUAAAAGAUAUCAAAAUGAGGCAAAAAAAAAAAUUGACAAUCACAUUAUUAAAACACCAUCAUCUCGGACAAAUAAAAUCAAAUAAUAAUUAUAAUAAUAAUAGUUAAAUUAAUUAAUAAUAAUAUUACAGUGGACAAUUGUGUCUGAUAAAUCCUCAUAUUUUU